CAGAACAGGUGUCCAGAAUAAAGUAGCUGGUGAGUGUAUGCGCACAAAGAAGAGAAGCCAGCUGUGUUUCUGGGCUUUUUGAAGUUAUUACAGACUGUAGAUGAUGAAAUCCCUAAAUUCCAGCAGUUGUAAGUAGAGAAAAGUUGUUCUUAAACUGUUGGACUAUUUGCUCACGCAGUUUUUCAUGCUCAGUGGUGAACCUCACCCCCUGGCCUUGCUUGUGAACGACUAAGCCUUUUGGGGACGUUCCUUUUAUACCCAAUCAUGACACUCACCUGUUUCCAGUGAACCUGUUCACCUGUGGGAUGAUCCAAACAGGUGCUUUUCAAAGAUUCCUCUUCCUUUCCGGUCUUUUGUUGCCCCUAUCCCAAUUUUUUGGGAAUGUGUUGAAGCAAUUAAAUUUAAAAUGACUGAAUUUUUUUUUCUUUUUUAAAUUAAAGUCUAUCAGUUUGAACAUUAAAUAUGUCGUCUUUGUGGUGUAUUCAGUUGAAUAUAGGCCAAAAUGGAUUGGCAGAUCAUUUUAUUUGGUUUUUAAUCACGUUUUACACAAUGUCCAAACUUUAUUGAAAUUGUUGUGUAUUUAUAAUGUUUAUUUUUGACUUUAACAUUCACAAUAAUUAGACAAAAAGGAAAACUGAGGUCCUUGGACAGAAUCUUGACUUUGACUACAAAGACACAAAGUAUGACUAAAAUGAACUACAGAUAUCUGAAAAAAAAACUUUAAAUUCAGCUGAAUUAAAAUUUCAUGUCAAAAUUAGUGCCAUUCAGUAAAACCAAUGGGAAAAUUUUUGAUGAACAACAUAUUUUCAUGUAUGAUUAUGACUAUUUGAAAUCUGUCAAGUUAUUCAGUCACAGAAAUUCUCCUUGUUUCGUAAUCUUGUCAUUGAAUUUUACACAGUCUACAUUUUUUUACAAUCACCUGUCUUUAGCUACUGCUCUGUGGACCACGGUAUUGUUCUGAUCACUCUGUUAAAUUGAGCCCAUUUUGAACAAGAUUUGAUUGUGUUUUUUUCUCCUGUAAGUAUGUGUUGUGUUUGUGUAAUUUACUGGGAAGGAUAUAUUAGUUAAUAUGUUUAAUUGGCCCUUUAAAGAAAUACGGGUUUGUUGAAAACAUGUCCUCUGUUGUUCAGAGGCAGAGACAAUGCAAAGCAGGGCCUCUCCUCACAAAUGCAACCACCGCAGUUCAGGAUGUGUUAGGGGUGACUUUGAAUUGAAACAUACGCGGGGGCCUCUGUUCCAUGUUGCUCUGUCAGGACUUUGAACAAUAGGGUCAUGCAUCCUAUGGCUGUGAGGUCAGGUAUAAAAGCAACAGCGGGACGUCGAGAAGCCUGUGCAGUCUUUUAGAGCCAAAGCAGUAGUAACUGUAGCCAUGACCAUGGGAAAGGUGUGUAAAUCUGGAGUUUCCAUUUCUGACAUUUUACAUCAAACUGGAGUCAAAGAUGUAGGAACAAAAAGGGCAAACUGUUGGGCGUCAUCGUAACAGAUUUGUUUUUUUUUUAUUUUUGCUGAUUUCAGAUAAUCUUCUAUGAGGACAGGAACUUCCAGGGUCGUUCCUAUGAGACCAGCAGCGACUGCCCUGAUAUGUCCUCCUUCCUGAGCAGGUGCCACUCCUGCAGGGUGGAGAGCGGCUGCUUCAUGGUGUACGACCGUCCCAACUUCACCGGAAACCAGGCCUUUGUCAGGAGGGGAGAGUACUCGGACUACCAGCGUAUGGGCAUGAGCGAUUGCAUCCGUUCCUGCCGCAUGAUCCCUAUGGUACUGUAACUAUAAAAUCUCCUGUAUUUCCUUUAAUCUUCACUAAUAUGAUUGUAAACGAUGCAGCGAAAAGACAAGAUUUAGUGACACACUGUUUGCUCAUUUAUCUAAAUUAACAGCACAGAGGCCAGUUCAGGAUGAGGAUCUAUGAGAGGGAGAACUUCAAUGGUCAGAUGAAUGAGCUGAUGGACGACUGUGAAAACAUGCAGGAUCGUUUCCGUAUGUCCGACUGUCAGUCCUGCAACGUGAUGGACGGCCACUGGCUGGCGUACGAGCAGCCCCAGUUCAGAGGCAAGAUGAUGUACCUGAGGCCCGGAGAGUACAGGAGCCUCAGGGACACUGGCUCCAACAUGAGGAUCCAGAGCUUGAAGCGUAUCAUGGAGUCUUGUUCUUAGAGCAG
Messenger RNA from Xyrichtys novacula (pearly razorfish), 2155 nucleotides. The record is from the annotation of a GenBank genome assembly. Lineage: Eukaryota; Metazoa; Chordata; Actinopteri; Labriformes; Labridae.